Daldinia childiae is the source of this 711-nucleotide messenger RNA. Its product is annotated as putative bzip transcription factor protein. Gene Ontology annotation, biological process: regulation of DNA-templated transcription. The coding region runs from base 1 to 711 and encodes 236 amino acids. The record is from RefSeq and is a predicted model, not a curated record. The transcript is spliced from 2 exons. Gene Ontology annotation, molecular function: DNA-binding transcription factor activity. Lineage: Eukaryota; Fungi; Ascomycota; Sordariomycetes; Xylariales; Hypoxylaceae.
AUGUCCAACAGUAUGAAGCCCUCAGGAGAGGCCAAUAAGGCCGGGAAGCGCAAAGGGACCAGGAGUGUAUCUACACUUACUCCUUCGCAGCUCGCUCGAAAGCGUGCCAACGACAGAGAAGCUCAAAGAGCAAUUCGUGCUAGGACGAAAGAACAUAUUGAAAGCCUUGAGAGAGAGAUAGAAGGGCUCCGCAGCCAUCAAGACCGAGAUCAAACUAUUCAAACUCUCCUCCGGAGAAAUAAAACCUUGGAAAAUGAACUUCACCAUCUUAAAGAAAGCAUGGGUAUUCGUACUGCUAACACAAACGAACAAUACCACCACGGUAUGCACCCCAUAUUAUCUUCAGCGUACGAUUUAGCAACUAAACGUUUCACAGUUUUCAACAGUUCUAGCCCUCCUGGAUCCCAUUCCUUCGGACAGUCUGGACCCAGCUUUCCCGUGAUGCAAAACAUAUCUUAUAACAAUAUUCCCGAUACUACAGAAGGUUGGCCAGCAACCGGGCCAUGUUCCCUCCCAUCUACAGCCUCUAGCCCUGUCUCCUCCGUUGGUACAGACGAUUUUGGAGGUAAUUAUAUUCCUAGUGGUGCUCCCACCACAGUAUAUGAGCGGUCUAGCAUACCCCCGAAUGCACGCUCUCCUACAAUAUCUUGUGUCAAUGGCGAGGGUACCUUUGACGAUUCGAAGCCUGGUAUGUUUCCGACUCUGAUAUAG